Messenger RNA from Oldenlandia corymbosa var. corymbosa, 561 nucleotides. NCBI's taxonomy places the organism in Eukaryota, Viridiplantae, Streptophyta, Magnoliopsida, Gentianales, Rubiaceae. The record is from the annotation of a GenBank genome assembly.
AUGGCUCCUUGUGCACCAAAGAUGAUUGCAAACAAGGUUGAAAUUGACAAGCUCAACGACUUUGAUGAGUCUUGGGCUGCUAUUAUCACUGUUGAGGAGAAGUGUCGUUUAAGAGCUAACAUUCAUGACGAGAGCGGAUCAAUCCAAGCUAGCAUUUUCGGUAGCAUCGCAGAAAAGAUAUUGGGUUUCACUGCAACAGAAAUCAUUGAGAACCCUGAAAAGAUUGACAUGGAAUCUGAAAGAUCUGCCAAGCAGCAGGCCGGUGGACCAACGGCGGCGUUGUGGUCUCAUCCUUGGACUCUGGCAAAUCUGCAGCAGCGAGUCCUAAAUCAUCAGCAGCAGCAACAAUUGGGAUCACCAGAUCAACAGGUGAUUGCCAAGCUGACACAGGACAGGAUGAAGGCUUGGAAUAGGGCAGUCUUGGAAAGUGUGGGAUCUUUGGAGGCAAGGGAGCAACAACGUCUGAAACGCGCGGAAGAAAUGAGAGAGAAGUCUAUGGAGGGUAUCAAUGAUUGUGGGUUUUCCCAAAAAGUAGUCACAACAAGAAUGGUUAAUUACUAA